Messenger RNA from Diachasmimorpha longicaudata, 3627 nucleotides. RefSeq names its product DDB1- and CUL4-associated factor 10. Gene Ontology annotation, molecular function: protein binding. The coding region runs from base 526 to 2562 and encodes 678 amino acids. Gene Ontology annotation, cellular component: Cul4-RING E3 ubiquitin ligase complex. The transcript has 3 exons. The record is from RefSeq and is a predicted model, not a curated record. NCBI's taxonomy places the organism in Eukaryota, Metazoa, Arthropoda, Insecta, Hymenoptera, Braconidae.
AUACCACUCCAGCGCUGCACCCCGAGGUCAAAGAUGGCGUGCAUUUAUGUACUCUGUCAGGGUUUUCAAACAUUUUCGGCAAAAAAAAGUUUUUACUAAAGACGAGCGACAAUUUUUCAGUUUAUUCGACCACUAAGUGAUACAGUAUUACUGAUAUACAUCAAAUUGUUGGUGAUUGAACCCCAUAACAAUUGUCUUCGACACAUUUGUUUCCCGAAGAGUACAGGGGAAUAGAAUAACAUAACCUAUUUGCUCCAAAAAAAAGUUUAGAGUUGACUUGACAAAUGCAUAACCUAACUCGGAGUGAACCUUGAACUGAUGCUUAAAUAAAGAAAUAAUACAUCCCUUGACUUGUGGAAAGAAAGGAUCGAAUGAAAUCGCCAGUAAUGUUGCAAACCCUGACUGUAACAGUGAUCACUGAUACAUUCUGGUACUAAAGUAUUUAUGUGAUAGAUUAACGAUCAGUGCAAUUGUAGUCAAAGCAGCUUUUUUUAUACAAUUCGAUAAAGAAAAAAUAUUUGAAUAAUGCCAAAAAUAAGAAUGAGACAAUCGCAUGGGGGAAUGUGGCUCCAGCAUCGAGAGAUGGGGAUAAAUCCACCCCUCGGACAUAGUGAUCGGUUUUUCAAGACCCUGUACACGUCAAUCCAACCCGUUACAUCAUGGGACCACAAGGAGAGUCCCUGUAAUGCCAUGCAUGGCGGUGUGUUCAAUUUAGAAUUUUCCCCUGAUGGAUCUCUUCUCGUUGGAGUCUGUGAGAAGAAGAGCAUUCUGAUGUUUGAUCCACUGUGUAGACGUCUGGUUCAUGCAAUAGAUAAUGCACACAAUGACUGCGUUAAUUGCGCUAGAUUUUUGGAUCAACGAAUGUUCGCCACCUGCUCAGACGACCAGACAGUUGCAUUAUGGGACGCGAGGAAUCUCAAACAUCGCAUUAGAACCCUCCAGGGGCACUCAAACUGGGUUAAAAAUAUUGAAUACAGUCCUAACGAUGGACUACUACUCACCAGUGACUUCGAUGGUAGUAUAUACACGUGGGAUAUUAACAGUUACGCGGAGAACAGCUCCUUUUACAACCGAGUAUUCCAUACAAAUGGACUAAUGCGAACGAGACUGACUCCAGAUGCGUCCAAGAUGCUGAUCUGCACAACAUCUGGCUAUCUGAUUAUCAUUCACAAUCUCAAGUUGAGCACACUAACGCAGGAUCUUGUUGGAUUCAAGCCCAACAUGUAUCGUCUGAUGCAGCUGUCACAGACGACGAUUCCAGCUGCUGCUAGCUUUACACAUUUAUUUGCCCAUUCCCGAGAGCACAACCGGGUAGAAUUUCUCACUGAUUUCCCUGUUGGCGAUGAUGCCGAAGUCAUAUCGAGUCUUCAGGUGCAUCCCCAGGGCUGGUGUGCUCUCUCUAGGAAUGUCAGCAACGGAGAAAAAUCAGAGUGGACCUGCAUUCACGACAUCCAAGAACGUGACACCCCGGACAUCUCAAAGCCCCAAACUGACGAAGAUCCAAGCCUACCGUCCUUGAAUGAUCCUCCGGACGAUGACUUCGAGGUGACCAGUCAGCCGCAGCCCUCGCGCUCUGGUAUCCCCUCGUCCUUCGUCAUCGACAUAACUAAUCGUACUAGAAUCGUCCCGACAAUGUCUGAUGUUCGCUCCAACUCAUUCGUAUCAACUGACGCGACUCAGCCCGCACGUCCCUCCAGAUCGAACGGCUGGCGAAUAAACGUCCGCUCAAAUGUCAAUUCCAAUCGUUCACGUCACCGAAACGUCAUGCGAACGAGUGCUGGAGUAGUUGAGAUAAGUUCAAGCGUUGACAAUCCCCCGAAUGAGAGGCCAACCGAGGAGAACAGGCAGGAGCCAGGGCCUGACAUUGAUCCAGCCCCAGAGCGAAUCGAUCCCCGAACCCAGCGUGGUCUCUUCCAGUUGAAUUAUCUUAGAAACCGGAACAUGGUGGAUACAACUAAUUUUCCAACUGCAAAUGUCGAGUUGCACGUGAGCUCAAGCGAUGUUUGGGAGGCUCUAGUGGCCAUCAGAGAGGCCAGACUGAGGAGGGAGAGGGAGAGAGAGUUGUACACAACAAUCGACACGAGAAAUUGGUUGAGAAGGUCAGGCGGUGGUGUAAGCGUUCCUCUGCCCCCGAGGGGCUCUCAUACAGUCGUAAUUCUCGGAGAUCGAGGCAGACCCCAGAGCCAGAUGCGUCAAGGACCACAGCCCAUGUACGCAAUACCUAGGAAUCACAAAAUCCACCAGAAUGUCUCCCGACUGACUCACUACAUUGAAGAGCCAAAUGUGGGAUCAGGUUACAUAAAGGAGCUGUGCUUCUCAGCGGAUGGCAGACUCAUUUGCUCACCUUUUGGCUACGGAGUUCGUCUUCUUGCGUUCUCCAAUGAAUGCCAGGAAUUAUCCAACUGCGUUCCACCAUUCAAUGAGCCGCAGCAGCUUCAUGAAUUGGCGACAAACAUCAGUCACUCUGAUAUUGUGCUCAGCACGAAGUUCUCACCGAGACACUGCUUACUAGUGUCAGGCUGUCUAAGUGGAAAAAUUGUCUGGCAUCAGCCUGUAGUCUAGCGAGGGGUAAAUUAUAAAAAAAAUUGUAACUUGCGUAAUUAUGCUCAUUGAUCUGCACUUCUCUCGUCGUACAAUUGUUCAAUUUCAACCCAAUGUGUUCAUUGAUUUUGAUCUCCAUUUUUAGGUUUCUUUAUUUUUUGAUUUGAAAUGUUUAUGUGUUCAUUGUACGUAUUACUAUCGAUCAGGAGUUAGCAUGAGAAUUUUCUUAUGUUAGUUUCUAAUGAAAAAUAUUAGAUGCGUAUUUUCCAUUUUCCAAGUUAUUCUUUGAUUUUUUUAAAUAAAAAAAUACGUAUCUAUUAUUUUUCAUAAAAUGUUUGUAUGAGCAGCGUUUUCGGUAAUGAAAAAAUGAUGCAAGAACCCAAUUCUGAUAAUUACGAGUGAUUUAAUUGUGCAACGAGGAGAAUUAUGAAUUGAGCAUGUAAAUAAUUCAACUAGAUACGUAUUAAUAACAAAGUUGAUGGUAUUUAAUUGAGCUUCAAAAAUUUAUUAAAAUCUACAGAUACUUAUUGAUUCCAUCAUAAUAAUAAAGCGAUAUAAUCAAUGUUUUUAUUAUAAAAUUGUAAAUAAUAGUAUACCAAUCGUUUCAAGCGCUUCCAUAAUUAACAAAUCAAUUGUUUAUAUUUCUGAGGCUUUCAUACGAAGGAUAACAGGAACACUUGUGCAGGGAAGAAUACCAAGUUCGGUGACAACAGCUGUUAUUAGCUCGGGGGGUGUUACGUCGUACGUGAGAUUGAGAAGAUUCAGAUUGGGCUGUGCUUUCCAAUUUGCCAAUGCAGUACUACCAAUGGCAAGUUCAUUAGGAUCACCGAUUUCGUUGUUAACUAUUGAGUCUGUUUGAACUCUCUCGCAGGUUUUGUAUGUUUCACAGGCAAACAACACGGGGAUGUUAAAGGCUUUGGCCAUUAGGGCGAUUUGAGCGGUUCCCAGGCGUGACAUUAUUGCGCCAUUCGCAAAUAUUGCGUGAACACCGAGCAAAACUUUAUUUACCUGUGAAUGGAAAAAUUGUAGGAAUGAAAAUUAAUGAUAGGAAAUAAUGAAUAACAAUUUAACCAUAUUACCAUUAAA